Molecule: messenger RNA, 1789 nt
Organism: Caenorhabditis sp. 36 PRJEB53466
Lineage: Eukaryota; Metazoa; Nematoda; Chromadorea; Rhabditida; Rhabditidae
Source: the annotation of a GenBank genome assembly
AUGGUAAAGCUACAUUUUUCUUUUUUUUCAGUUCAAUUUUGUUUUUCAGAGCUCCGUAGAAGAGAUGCUGCGUGAAGCUGCAAACGAAGUUCUCCAAUCUAGAAUACCAAAUGGAUACGUGCUCUAUCCGAACUACGAUCAGUACUGGUCUGCUGAACAGGGCAUGUUCUACAAUCCCGUAAGUUAUUUAUUCCUUUUUAAUUCCAAAACCAAACAUUUAAAGGACACGGAAUUAUUCUAUCGGCCAGAAGACGAAACUGUUUAUCAGCUGAAUACAGAAGGAACAGAAUACGUUCUUGUUGAAAGACGGAAAUCAAGUGAGUUUGUGAAACAUGUAUUCACCACGAAACAACAGUUAUUCAGCGUACUGGGCCAGUAGAAGCUAUCGAAAAAGAGCCAUCGAUCUGCUCAGUGAGACGGAGUUCAAGAAGUUUAAUCAGGAAGGCGUGAACAUUUGUGAAAUGGCUUUUGGCAUGGUGGAUAAGAUCGUUCGAGAAGAAGAGAUGGAGAAAGAGAGAGAAUAUCUCCGUUCGAUUGCGGACAACAAGGUAGCGCUGAUGCAGCACCGAAUCAACAAGGUCUUCAAGGGAAAUCGGAGGCGGAAGAAUCCGCACAGAGUAUGCUUAUUGCGAUUAUUACUGGGCGAGCCGCUGAAUAAUUUCAGCAAUACGUGACGUCAACCAACGAGAGUACGGGAAACGCCGAAUUCACUCUGCAAGUGGACGACUACUUCGAUUGGGAAGAUGCCUACGAAGACGACAGCGACGACGAAUUGAGUGCCGGAGAGGAGCAGGCAGUCCUCAUGCAACGUAAGAAUUCACACAUUGACAGUUUUAUUCAAAUAUUCUGUUUACAGAAGAAGGAUAUGAUCAGCCACCGUGCAUGCGCGUGAUGGAUCAGACCCGUCGUCUCCACAUCAUCACCAUUUCCGGAGGAUACAUCGGAUCGGACAGAGACUGCGAAGUCGUCGUUGCUAAUCAGUUGCUGCCGGAGCGAUGUGCAGAAAUCGGCUAUUCUGAAGAAGCCGGGUGUUAUUCUGUUGAAAAAGUGGAUGCUUCCUGUAUUCUGCAAGUGAAUGGGAACAAUGUUCAGAUGGGUUCCUCUGUAGAUCUCUGCCAGGGAGAUUCGAUCCUUCUGAGCGGAGAAAGAUUCGAUGUGCAUGUCCAUUUUGGAAACAACACGUGUCUAGGCUGCGAACCGGGUCUGUAUCAGGAAGAAGAAAAGGAAGAGACGGUCUUGCCAGCGAAGCACAUCCGCGGGGAAGUGGCCAGGAGGAAGCAGCUAAAGCAGAUGAUGAAGUCUUAUGGAAUCCGGCCAGAUGACGGAUUGAGUGAACCGAUUCGGAAAAAGGCAACGGGGCCGUCGUACGGGAACAUCACGAGGACGGAAAGACCGGAAGGAGCAGACAUGUACGGAUCGUGUGCAGCCAAACCACUUCCCGAUUCUCAGCGAAAGUUCGAGAUGCCUCCUACAGCCGCGGUUGCCAGUCAACCUUCAACAUCUGCGGUGAAGCCGUUAGACAGCGGAAACGUUGGAUUCAAAUUGCUCAAGUCUAUGGGAUGGUCGGAAGGACAAGGACUCGGAAAGGAGAAGCAGGGACACGUGGAACCUGUGGCCACAGAAGUGAAAAAUAACCGACAGGGACUGGGAGCCACGAAGGAGAAAGAGCAGCCGAAGUCGUACAAAGACACGAUUCUGGAGAAAACGAAGCAAAGGUUCAAUGAGGUUUGUGGCUCAGUUGUGAUUUUUUUACAGAGAAACAAACAAGACACUUUUUCAGAAACGCUGA